This is a messenger RNA of Syzygium oleosum, 1177 nucleotides long. Its product is annotated as glutaredoxin-C9-like. The record is from RefSeq and is a predicted model, not a curated record. The transcript has a single exon. Lineage: Eukaryota; Viridiplantae; Streptophyta; Magnoliopsida; Myrtales; Myrtaceae. Bases 153 to 662 code for a protein of 169 amino acids.
UUCGAAGUCAUCUCCCUCCUCCUCCUCCUCCUCCUCCUCCUCCCACCCCACCUCUCGCCACCGCACUAUUUAUACCUUCCUCCUUCACCUCCCACCUUACACCAUUUCACCACCACAACCCACCGACGAAAGUAAAACACAGAGACACCACCAUGCAAGAGGCGAUCUCGUACAAGCCCUGGCCGCCGAUCCACGCCGGCGGAUCCCUCAAGGCCGGGCCUCCGCUGCUCGGCGACAGGGCGAAUCAGGCCGCCACCACGACCGACGGCGGCGGCGGCGUGCUCAACCAGCACGGGGGGGGAGGAGGAGGGGGAGCGGGAGCGGGGGCGGCGAUGAGGAGGAGGCCAGGCGGCGUGCGGGAGGUGGUGUCGGAGAACGCGCUCAUAGUGGUCGGGAGGCGCGGGUGCUGCAUGGGCCACGUGGUGAAGCGGCUGCUGCUGGGCCUCGGGGUGAACCCCGCGGUCUACGAGGUGGACGAGGAGGACGAGAAGGGGGUGGCCGACGAGCUGGAGAGGAUCGGCGGGGGCGGCGGGGGGGAGGUCCAGUUCCCGGCGGUCUUCAUCGGGGGGAGGCUGUUCGGGGGGCUGGAUCGGGUCAUGGCCACUCAUAUCUCCGGCGAGCUGGUGCCCAUUUUGAGACAGGCCGGGGCCUUGUGGCUAUGAUAGAUCAAUGCGCUAAUCAAUACCCUGUUUUUCUUUCACUUUUCCCUUUCCUUCUUGGGCUUUUGCGGGUUCUCUUUCUGAUUGAAUAUAUAGGUCUAAAUCGACUGGGAAAAAUGCAAAAGAAGCUCUCUCUUUUUUCCCCCCCCCCCCCCCGUUUUUGUGUACCCAGAAGUUUGAUGCAAAGCAUAUGGAAAUUCGCUGGCGAUGGAAGCAAUACGAAAAGAUAGUUUCGACUCCAUACAUAGAUAUUUUGUCUUCUUGGGUACCUCUGUCUUCUCUCUGUUUCUCGGAGCUUUGACCGAUCGUCUGCGACCUGCCGGGAGCUUUUGGUUUCGUGGAAAACCCUCACAUGGGAUAUGACAGGCGGCAUUCAUUCACAUGCAAGGCCCACCUAACGCGUUGCACACAGCACACGGCACAGGAUGGGGUAGAUUGCUUAAUGAAGCACCUAACUUUUUUUUUUUUCGGGUCUGUAAGCACCCAACUUCACUAGUUGGCAAUUGGCAAUUUGGCAU